GGCAGCGGGGAAGCGGAACCCUGGCGCGCGCGCGCCUGCUUCUGGCCGGGCGCGGGUCGUGGUGCACCACGGGCGCGCCGCAGCGGCCGGCAUGGAAGAAGGUGGUGAUUCCGAGCCGGUCCCCGGCUGCAGCGGGCUGGGGCCGGGCGGCGUUCGCGGUGGCAGCGGCGCUCACUCGUGGGCCCCUGAGGACGCCUGGAUGGGUUCCCACCCUAAGUAUUUAGAAAUGAUGGAAUUAGCUAUAGGAGAUGCCAGCCAAGUUUAUAUAGCAUUUUUGGUUUACCUGGACCUCAUGGAGAGUAAAAGUUGGCAUGAAGUGAACUGUGUGGGUUUACCUGAACUCCAGCUCAUCUGCCUUGUGGGCACUGAGAUAGAAGGGGAAGGGCUGCAGACUGUGGUGCCAACCUCUGUUACUGCUUCCUUCAGCCAUAACAGGAUAAGGGAGAUCUUGAAGGCAUCACGAAAAUUGCAAGACGAUCCUGAUUUGCCGAUGUCUUUUAUUUUGGCCAUAGUGGAAUCUGAUUCUACAAUAGUCUAUUAUAAACUUACUGAUGGAUUUAUGCUGCCAGACCCUCAGAAUAUUUCCCUUAGAAGAUGACCUUUAUACUUCCUGACGCAUAUUUUAUUCAUACAAGAUUGGAUUUGAGACUGAUCAGCCUGCUUCAUCUUUUUUUCCAGAGAUGACUAGUCAGUGUUGACUUAGAUUGUUUGGGUUGACUAGUCAAGGUUGACUUUCCAAUUCCAGAUUUUUUUUUUCUUCAGAAUAAAACUUCCCCAGAUAGAAGAAAGUUUUUCUUCAAAAAUAUAGGGUAGUUGCUCUUAGAACUUUCUUAUCUAGAGACGUUUAUUGUAGCUGUGAGCAGGUUGUACCUAGGAUAUGUUCAAAGGGGCGGAACCCAUGUGCUGCUCUGUCAUCCCACACUCGUGGCAGACUCUGUUCAUUACUGCCACUGCUAGCUCGUAUGAAGUCUCCCUCCUCUUUUUUGUACUCAACUCCCAGAGCCUUUUGGCCACUACGGCUAGCUUGGAAUGGUAUUUCAUAUACAUGUUGACACCUGGAGAAUUUAUCUCUGUUUUUUUUUUUUUUAAUCACCAAUGAAAAGUAAAAGAUUUCUUUGAUUUAGUCUAGUCUUCCUUUUACAAUUACUGUUACUUCCCUCUUUGGUUGACUUUAUAUCAAAAAUAAAAAUAUGUUCAUUCAGGGUAUAAACUUCCAUGUGUACAUUAAUAGGGACCCGAGAAGUGCUACCUGCAAGAAUAUUGGGUCUUCCUUUCCAUUCUUAUCACCACUACCUUUUUUAUAGCUAGAAUAUUACAAGAGAGAGAGUGUAGGACAGUGUCAGCCUUAAAAUGUCUUUAUUAAUUAGACCCAGUUGUUCUGCUUGUUUUAAUUGUUCUUCUAAUUAAGUUGUCAAAAGUAUGAAAAAAUACAUGCAUAAAGAUGUUCCAAGUGGCAUUACUUUUAAUAGCCCAAAUUAUAAAGCACUUAAAAGUUUAGGGCAGGGGUCCACAGUUUUUUUAAUAAAGGGCCAGAAAGUACAUAUUUUAGGCUUUUCAGGUCUUUACUAUCUCUUAUAACUUAUCAACACUGCCGUUUGUAGCACAAAAGCAGCCAUAAACAGUAUGUGAACAAAUGGCCAUGGCUGUGUUCCAAUAAAACUUUAUUUACAAAUAUGGAACCAUAAUUUGCCAUCACCUGGUCUAGGAAAUAGUUACUAAACAGAGAUCUAUGAAUGGUAUAACAUAUACUCCUGAAAAAUUAGUAAUGAAUACAUUAAAUACAUGAGAAAAUGUUACAUUAAGUAAAAAUUGCAAAAUAUAAUAAAAGUAUGAAUGCAUGCAAUCAUGGCUACAAAUAACACAUCAUGCAUGUAAUAAAAGGAUGAUAAAAUAACUCAAAUUACUAACUAUGGUUCUAGUAGGUUGGCAGGCAGUAAAUGGAUGACUGUCUUUCCUCAGUAUUUCAGUUCUUGUUUGUAUUUUAUAAUAAAAACAUCUUAAAAUGUGUCUUGAAAUUUAUAUUAGUUAUCUAUCAUUACAUGAUAAUGUUAUACAAACUUAUAGCACACAGUUAUUAUCUCAUAGUUUUUGUGUGUAAGGAGUCUGGGCACAAUCAGUUGAAUCCUCUGUAAGGCUGCAGUCAAGGUGUUGUCCUGGACUGUGGUCUUACCUGAAGCUUCACUGG
This is a messenger RNA of Otolemur garnettii (small-eared galago), 2185 nucleotides long. RefSeq names its product tRNA splicing endonuclease subunit 15 (gene TSEN15). The record is from RefSeq and is a predicted model, not a curated record. Lineage: Eukaryota; Metazoa; Chordata; Mammalia; Primates; Galagidae. Gene Ontology annotation, molecular function: nucleic acid binding. The transcript has 5 exons. Gene Ontology annotation, biological process: tRNA splicing, via endonucleolytic cleavage and ligation. Bases 92 to 598 code for a protein of 168 amino acids.